UGUGCAGUCGGAGCAAAUGUGAGAGCCGCGUAUGUGUUAGGAUGCCAAGGUUUUGUGAUGAGUUUUUAUGGUAAUCAUACAAGGUGCGGGUGUGAGGUAAGCGCCACUUCUCCCCGCGGCUGGUGUCAGUGUGUCACUCCGCGCACUCGCAUGCGGCUCCGCAUCGCUUCCUCUCGUUCGCAAUCGGCUAAAUGAUCAACAAAAAGAAAAAUGAUGCGAGCGCUCUCCAAAAAGGUCAAAACAACGAUGUCCGACGUGAAGACUAAGACAAUCGACAAAGGUUACGAUGACUUAAGAGGAGAAGAUGACCUGAAGAAGGAAGGCUCACGUACACCAUUAUCGGGGGAAAGGGGAGAGGAGGAGGCCUGCGGAAGAGGGAGAGGGAUAGGAACCUUUUGGCGGCGUCUGUGUUGCUGCUGGGACGCUUACCCGCAGCACCCGCUCCUUCCUGCCUCCGUUGUCACCCACAGGAAGAUUUCAAGAGUGGUAUCAACGGAGUCCCUGAAGGAAAACACGGAGAUGGACACGAACCAGACCAUCAAUAUGCCCCUUGACCUACCGCUGGACCAGAUGACGCCCCAGGAGAAGCUGCAUCACGUUCGUGCCUUAAAUCGUCUCUACUCCAGCUCCCUCUCCGCCAGCUCCACACAGUCCAUCCCUCUCGAUCUCCUCCAGCCGUCCGCCGCCAAGUACAGCCAGAAGAGUAACGGUUGGAAAUAUGGGCACGGCAGGAAGGGGAGCGAGAGUACCAUUCGAAGUGGUCAGCGAAGCCCAGGCAGCAUCUCUAGUCCUGGGAGUGCUCGCCGCUUCCCCUCCACGCCCUCAGCGAGUCCGCGCCCCGCUCGACCCACACAACUCUCCCUCGCCUCCUCCUCCACCAGCAGCAAGAGCAGCUCCACGCCCACGCCCACAGCAGGGUCCAACGCUAGCACACCCUCGACGCCGCGGAGUCGGUCUGGCAGCUGGGGCAUGGUGAAGGCGGGGUUCUCCAGUCUGAUGCGAGCUGUGACACCUACGUCCCGCCCGGAGUCCAGUCUGUUUGCCCCUGAUGAGAACGACGAGAGCGACGCGUCAGACGAGGAACCCGAAGCAGUGAGACCAGCGACGGGCGGCCUGGACAACCCGACCCGGGAGUGUUACGGUGCCGUCAAGCUGGCUGUGCUUGGCUGGCAGGGACGCUGGGUUCGGAUCGGCAUAUGUGGGCUGGAGGGACUGCCAUGGGUGGGCGGAUCGGGCGGCAUUAUGCUGGAGGUGUGCGUGGACCCCGGGGGACGGUCGCGGUGGCUGGCGCUGCCUCACGCCCACGGUCCCUCCAUCAACGUCAAGUUGGAGGCGGUGGUGAAGGGCCCGAGGGAGGCGAAGGCGAGGAAGAAGGGCGUGGUGCGGGUGGCGGUGUGGGUGUGCGGAAGGAUUUGGAAGCACUGCGCCAUUGGGACUGCCCUUACGCCUCUCGUGGAGUCCUCAGGUCCCAUCAUGGCGCCACUACAUAAUCACUCACAGUUAAUAGAGGAGUUAGGACUAGUGGAAGUCAGUUUACGCUGCGAUUACCGUGACCCUGUGGUGGAGGAGGGUGCAGAGGCGGGGCAGGCAGGGCAGGGAGAGGCAACGCUCAUUCUGGAAGUCCUUAGAGCCAAGAAUCUCCGACCAUACCGCCCUGGCACUCUAGCUCGGAAGGCGGGGUCCUCUAGAAUGAAAGAUCACGUGGAGGUAGUGUGUCGCUCUGGUUUGUGGGUGAAGGGACAUCGCGUAGAGAGAAUCACCUCGCCCUCUGUCAAGCUUCCAGUCACGCAGGAUCCCGUCAUCCGCACUCGCUCCGUCUUCACGCUGCCCCGGAACAACCUGCAACACGCUGCCGUCAUUCUCAAGGUGAUAUACACGAACAAAUGGGCCGGAGAGGACGUGGUUGGCCGUGUGCAGCUUGGGCCACUCCUGUACCUCGGUAGCUUCUCAGAGCACCAACCCGCCAUUCCCAGGCCCUCCUAUAACACUGCUAUAACCCUCUCACACUGGGGCCUGGCACUCAAGACUCCAGGUCCCACCACCUUCUGGCACCACCUGCAGAUGUAGGGUGUGGCGGGUGGUGUCCUUCGUGUCUCUUUUGGCACAGGUAAGAAAAGACACCGAGGCUAAGGGAAGCAGUGAAGUGUAGAGUAGUGUAGUGUAGAGGGAAAAUGAAUAUUACAGUUGAUAUUUCUAAAGUUGUAUAUACAUGCACGUGUAUUCAUAUUUCUUAUGUAAAAAAAUAGUAAUAAAAUCUAUAUUGUGUAUGAA
Molecule: messenger RNA, 2271 nt
Organism: Portunus trituberculatus (swimming crab)
Lineage: Eukaryota; Metazoa; Arthropoda; Malacostraca; Decapoda; Portunidae
Exons: 10
Coding region: 211-2067 (618 amino acids)
Source: RefSeq, a predicted model, not a curated record